Messenger RNA from Didymodactylos carnosus, 564 nucleotides. NCBI's taxonomy places the organism in Eukaryota, Metazoa, Rotifera, Eurotatoria, Philodinida, Philodinidae. The record is from the annotation of a GenBank genome assembly.
AUGGCAUGGGUUGAGGACCAGUAUAUGCAAUUCGCAGCGAUGAAAACAAACAAUGAUCCAGCAUGGCUCGAAGUUCGCGAUCAACAUCUAUCAUACCAAGGGGCCAAAGAACUUGCAGAAGCACUGAAAGUAAAUUCAACAUUAAAAAGUCUUGAUCUUGGAAAUAACAGUAUAUCGAAAGAAGGAGCCAACGCAAUUGCAGGGUCAUUGAAGGUAAACACAACAAUAACAACUGUUAAUAUUGGAAAUAACAAUAUGUCUGAUGAAGGGGCCAACGCAAUUGCAGCAGCACUGAAAGUAAAUUCAACAUUAACAACUCUUAAUAUUAAAAGAAACGGUAUAUCGGAUGAAGGGGCCAAAGCAAUUGCAGGAGCACUGAAAGUAAAUUCAACAUUAACAACUCUUAAUAUUGAAAGCAAUGGUAUAUCGAAUGAAGGGGCCAAAGCAAUUGCAGACGCAUUGACAGUAAAUUCAACGAUAACAAGUCUGUAUAUUGGAGAUAAUGAUAUAUCGGGUGAAGGGGCCAAAGCAAUUGGAGAAGCACUGAAAGUAAUUCAACUUUAA